AUGAGUAAAGGAAGCAGCUUUAAGAUGGAUAACGAUUUCGAGAAGAGAAAAGCUGAGGCUGGAAGGAUCAGGGAGAAAUACCCUGACAGAAUUCCGGUGAUUGUGGAAAAGGCUGAGAAAAGUGAAAUCCCAAACAUUGACAAGAAAAAAUACCUUGUGCCAUCAGACCUAACAGUUGGUCAAUUUGUGUAUGUGAUUCGGAAGAGAAUCAAACUAAGUGCAGAGAAAGCUAUCUUCAUAUUCGUUGACAAUGUUCUUCCUCCUACUGGUGAGCUAAUGUCAAGCGUCUACGACGAUAAGAAAGACGAAGAUGGCUUCCUUUACAUUACUUACAGCGGCGAAAACACAUUUGGUGCUUCUUCUAUCUGA
Molecule: messenger RNA, 369 nt
Organism: Arabis nemorensis
Lineage: Eukaryota; Viridiplantae; Streptophyta; Magnoliopsida; Brassicales; Brassicaceae
Source: the annotation of a GenBank genome assembly